UGUAGAUAUAAGGUAGCCAGGGGAGGGCACUGAUUGCUAUCUUUACCACUCCUGUCUGUCUUUUCCUCUUCCCCGCCGCGCUCUCAUCACCCACCACCACAAAGCUGAAUCACACACAGAUCAACAGUCACCAUUUAUAGCCCUACCACUUGCUGGCUAGCUACUGCACUCCACAUCUUCAACCCAACUAAAUCCAUUCGAAAUAAACACAUGUACAGCACGACUCUACAACCGUCCUUCCCCAUUUAUAUCCGCUAAAUACAUACCGACCCUUUAUACAUAAAGGCUUGUUGAAUGUAGGAGAUUGUUCACAAGAAGGGAAAACAAAAUGGAAGAACCAAAAACUAGUGUCAAGCUAAAAAAAGCACUACAAGAUGAUCAAAGGCAGCAGCUGAUUCCAGGCCUUCCAGAUGAGAUUGCCAUGGAGUGCCUGGUGAGAGUGCCUUAUCAAUUCCAUUCCAAUAUGAAGUCAGUUUGCCAUACCUGGCAACGCUUGAUUUCCCAUCCUUCCUUCUAUCAACAAAGGCUCCAAUCUGGCACUGCCGAACAUCUUGUUUGCCUUGUCCAACCUCUACCCCCGAUAAACCACUCCACUACUUCUACUACUACUGAUGAUGAUGAUGAUGAUGAUGAUCCCCUUAUCAGCAGCAGCAGCAAUAAUAAAAUUCUUAAAAACGAAGACAAGCAAGAGGAGCAGCAGCACAUACACAGCCCACCUCAGUAUGCACUGAGCACCUACAAUGCCACGCAUAACAUCUGGCAGAGGACAAGGCCUCCAGAGGGAUCACGAAUUCCCAUGUUCUGCCAAUGUUUAGCCCUUCCAUCCUCUGGCAAGCUACUCCUCUUAGGUGGUUGGGAUCCUACCACCCUGGAGCCAGUCCCUCAUGUAUACAUCCUGGAUCUCAUCGAGACUACUGGAGCUGCCUGCAAAUGGAGACGCGGAGCUUCAAUGUCAGUGCCACGCUCUUUCUUUGCCUGUGGUGUCGUUGGACCCUCUACAGUGUGCGUGGCAGGAGGGCAUGACAGUCAGAAGAAUGCAUUGCGAUCGGCAGAAGUCUAUGACGUGGAGACAGACCAAUGGGAAAUGUUGCCAGAUAUGAUUGAAGAGAGGGAUGAGUGUCAGGGAUUGUCUUGGGAGGGGGAUUCCAAGUUCUGGGUUGUGAGUGGAUAUGGCACAGAAAGCCAGGGGCAAUUCAGGUCUGAUGUUGAGUUUUAUGAUCGCCAUACUGGGUGUUGGUCUAAGAUUGAUGGGGUUUGGCCUUUUUCGACAACUAGCCCUAGAGUAGUCACAACUACAGUUUGUGUCAGCAGGGACAAAUACCAAUGGUCAUGGUUCUUGGGAGGUGAACAACAGUCGCAGCAGCAGCAAAGCAGAGAAGUAGUCAAGGUCAGUGACAACAUUAGAUUGGAAAUAGUCAGUUCAAUUCCACUUCCAAAUUGCAUAACUGGAACAACCCCAUGUGUGACUGCUCUUGAUUAUGUUGGCCAAGAAGGUGGGAACCAUCGAUUGUUUGUAAUGAGUGGCGGUGGUGGCAGGGGAUCCUCAACACUAGCUUGUGGCGAAUGUGAAGGGGAAGGGGCAUUCCUCUCUGAUGGAUAUAGCAAUAACGGCACCAUCAAGUGGAGGCAUAUCCACACUCCCGUGGGAUUUUCUGGUUUUCCAUACUCAGCUUCUUCUCUCGUAAUCUGAGAAUUUAACUUCUGAACAGCUUUUUGCGACUUCAAAUUACUUGUAGUGAUUGAUGAAACAUUUUUCCUUUCAUCAGGGCUACAAAAACCACAUGCAUGCUACUUUCAUACAUCCGUGUGUAGCUUAAUGGAUCUAUAAUAUUGGAUGCUCAACAAUCUCAUUUUCGAUUCA
This is a messenger RNA of Populus trichocarpa (black cottonwood), 1861 nucleotides long. Its product is annotated as F-box/kelch-repeat protein SKIP20. Gene Ontology annotation, molecular function: protein binding. The coding region runs from base 329 to 1690 and encodes 453 amino acids. The transcript has a single exon. Gene Ontology annotation, biological process: regulation of phenylpropanoid metabolic process; negative regulation of cytokinin-activated signaling pathway. Lineage: Eukaryota; Viridiplantae; Streptophyta; Magnoliopsida; Malpighiales; Salicaceae. The record is from RefSeq and is a predicted model, not a curated record.